AUGGCUGAGAUAGAGACUGACAAAGGCUCUCGCCAUAAUGAUCAAGCAGUCAAGGCAGGGAUUGUCUUGGUGCCCCGGCCCAGUGACAGCCCCCAUGAUCCACUGUACCUGAUUCUGGCUGUGCUCUGUCUGGCUUCAUUCUCUGGCGCCAUUGCCCCCCUCUCCGGCCAGCUCAACCUCGUCCAGCAGGCCAAGAUCUAUGGCAAGACCAAGGUUCAAGAGUCGUAUGCUAAUUCGGCAGCUUUGGCCGGAAUGGCCUUUGGGCCCUUCUUCGUCGCCCCCGUCGCCCACCGACUGGGCCGCAGUUCGGUCAUCUUCUGGUGUAUCUUGUGUACCCUAAUCUGCCAGAUCUGGGCAGCUGUGAUGACGCACUCGGAUGACUAUAUCGCAUAUGUGAUGUCCCGACUGUUCGCAGGCUUCUUCGGCGCCGUGCCCACCGUGAUCGGCCCCCGAGUGAUCACCGAUCUACUAUUCCUGCACCAGCGCGGCCGCGCCUUCACAGCGCUGCACAUGUCAUUCCUAUUUGGCACCAUCGCCGGUCCAACCUUCUCAGCCUUCAUCUCCGCAGGCACUUUCUUCCCUGUCGAAUUCUGGUGGUCAGUCGGCCUGCUCGGCGCCACCGCCAUCCUCAUCCUGCUCUUCCUCGAAGAGACCGCAUUCGACCGCACCAACCCUGAAUCUAACAUCAUCCCCCCCUCCACCUGGCUCGCCAACCGCCGCGCGACUUUCUUCUUCGGCCAGAGCAUCAUCCGACCGACCUCAUGGUCCACGACCGCAAGAAUCGCCAUUGUGCCCGUCCUCAUCGGCCUCUGCCCGGUGACCCUGAUAAUGGGCACCUUCACCCUAAUCUCCUUCGGCUUCUACGUAGGCAUGAACGCCCUAGUUCCCGUCUGGCUGCAACGCUCACCCAGCGAAGGCGGAUACGGCUUCAGCCUGCGCCAAAACGCGGCCUUCACCUUCUGUCACUGGAUCGGGCUCAUCCUCGUUCAGCUAGCGGGCCACCAAUACAACGACCGACUACCCCUUCUCCUCGCGCGGCGCCUCUCCCACGGGGCUUGGAAACCCGAGUACAGACUGCACGUGCUGUGGAUCCCAUCCCUGAUCCUCAACCCAAUCGGCCUGGGCCUCUUCGGCGCCACCCUCCAGUACCAUCUGCACUACAUGGUGCUCGCGCUAGCCGUGUUCAUCGUCACCGUUGGCUCGCUGGCGAGCGUGCCCGUCACGGUUAACUAUGUCGUCGAGUGCUUCACGCGGUAUCCUGCUGAAGCGGGGAUCGUGGUCGGCGCGUAUCGCAUCGUGUAUGGAUUGACGAUCAGCUUCUAUAUCGAUCCGUGGGUUGAGGCUGUGGAUGUGGGCUGGGUGUAUGGCAUGAUGGCGUUUUUUGCGGUCUUCUCGUUCUUGUUUGUUGGGUUGUUGAUGUGGAAGGGCGAUGUCAUUAGAGGGUGGCAGGUUGCUAGUGUGGCUAGUAGUGAAGAGGGAGUGCAGGUCGAGGGUGAGGCUGGGGAGUGUGGAAAGGAGAGCGCAUGA
Aspergillus homomorphus CBS 101889 is the source of this 1527-nucleotide messenger RNA. Its product is annotated as polyamine transporter. The coding region runs from base 1 to 1527 and encodes 508 amino acids. Gene Ontology annotation, molecular function: transmembrane transporter activity. Lineage: Eukaryota; Fungi; Ascomycota; Eurotiomycetes; Eurotiales; Aspergillaceae. Gene Ontology annotation, biological process: transmembrane transport. The record is from RefSeq and is a predicted model, not a curated record. The transcript has 3 exons.